GGGACGUGCCGGGCUGGCGACCGAGCGGCGGGUACGGCGUCCGGCGCACUCACUUCCGCGUCCCGCCGCCCUUCGGCCCGCGCGCGCCCAGCUACCGCCGCUCUCGGACAAUAGGCCGCCCGCUCCGGCCGCCGUGAACUUCCUGCUUCGGCUAGACCGGCCCGUGCGCCGGGGACCGCGCUGCCUUUCGGCGCGGGCCAGGAUCACAGCUGCGCGGCUGCGGGGGUGAGCAGCGGGGACGAAGCGCGCCUGGGACGUGCCUGCGCCUCCGGCCCCCGUCCAGCCGGGCGGUGCGGAGGCUUCUACACUCUCCGGCCCAGGAGACUUCACGCCGCCCCGUCCUGCGGCUGCUGCUUUCUGGGUUUCCGAGUUUGGUCGCUUAAGGAGGAUGUGAUUUUUUUUUCUUUCUCCUUUUAUGACUUGAAAAAGAGAAAAGAACGCACUGUAAGCUGGGACAGGGAAGCGCCACCAUCUCCCCCCACGUGGACACUAACGAGGGGAAAAGGAGUUGGAAGAGAACUUGGUCCAUCUGGCCUUGAGGCCUCCACUUGGGCUGGGCUCUAAAGCCUGGGGUCAUGACUCUCUCUCCAGGCAGGUGGAAGGUUUUACCUGUUCUGGGCUGGACUUGAGCCCCUGUUCGUGGCCAGCAUCGUCCCACCACCCCCUCCAAACACAGACGCACCACCCUUGGCACCUGGCAUAGGCGUCCACCCGAGUCUGCAACAUGGAUAAGUACGACGACCUGGGCCUGGAGGCCAGUAAAUUCAUCGAGGACCUGAACAUGUAUGAGGCCUCCAAGGAUGGACUCUUCCGAGUGGACAAAGGUGCAGGCAACAACCCAGAGUUUGAGGAAACCCGCCGGGUGUUUGCCACCAAGAUGGCCAAAAUCCACCUUCAGCAGCAGCAACAGCUCCUGCAAGAGGAGACCCUGCCCAGGGCUGGCCGAGGUCCUGUCAACGGCGGGGGCCGCCUGGCCCCACAAGCCCACCGGGACACUGGGGCGGGCAGCAAGCUGACCACAGACGGUGCUGCCAAGCCCCCUCUGGCUGCCUCGACAGUCGCUCCUGGGACAGCCACCACCAUUGCUGCUGGGCAGCCCUUGUACCCGCCCCAGGAGCAGAGGGCCAGGCCGUAUGUCCGUGGCACAAGGCCUGGUAGCCAGGACUGUGGUUCCAAGGAGAGCCCGGCAACUUCCGAGAUGUCUGCCUUCCACGGGCUGAGCCCCUGCGAGGACCCUUCCUGCCUCAGCCAUGGGGACUAUUACGACAGCCUCUCCUUGGGAAGCCCGAAGUGGGGUGAGGAGCCCGGGGCGCCUUCCGGCGGCAGGCUGGCUAUAGGGAGCGGGUGGCUGGGCUCCUCAGGAAGUGACCCCUCACCGUCCAGACCCUCCAGGGACCCUCACCUACACCAGCCGCAGCUCUCCCCGAGUUCCAGCAGGUCAUUUGAGGGCGCCCAGGACGGGGGUGUCGAUGGCCGCAGCAGUGAGAAGCCAGCAGGUCUCUGGACCACCGCCUCCUCCCAGUGGGUGCGGCCUGGCCUUCCCUCCCCAGGCCCAGAGAACGGGGCCCUGCUGGGGCCGGCUCAGCCCAGGACCCCCAUCUCAGCACCGCUGGCCCUGAGCUGCCCCAGUCAAGGAGCCCUUCCAAGAACAAACUCGGGCGCGGGGAGUGAGGUUCCAGGCGUGACGCCCAAACUGAAUGUGCACUCUCAACCCUGGUUCCAGGAUGGACCCAAAUCUUACCUUUCUAGUUCUGGGCCAUCGUCUUUGCCAGCCAGCAUGGACGGUUUGCAGCUGGGUGCAGCCGCUGGGCUGGGUCCCAAGCCCGGCUGCACAGACCUUGGCGUUGGUCCCAAACUCAGCCCCACCAGCCGUGCGCAUCCAGUGAUGUCCGCCCCGCUGGAGGCAUCUUGUAAAGAAGGUCCCGCUGGCUGGUCUGAGGGCAGCCUGGGGUCUGUGCUCCCAGAGAGCCCCAGCCCCCACCGAGUGAAGCUGCCCUGCCAGACCCUCAGCCCCGGCGCUGAGCCUGGGCCCUCGGCCGCUGAAUUGAAGUUGGAAGCCCUCACUCAGCGUCUGGAGCGGGAGAUGGAUGCCCAUCCGAAGGCCGACUACUUCGGUACCUGUGUGAAGUGCAGCAAAGGGGUGUUUGGGGCCGGCCAGGCCUGCCAGGCCAUGGGGAACCUCUACCACGACGCCUGCUUCACCUGCGCGGCCUGCAGCCGGAAGCUGAGAGGGAAAGCCUUUUAUUUCGUCAACGGCAAAGUGUUUUGUGAGGAAGACUUCCUGUACUCUGGUUUCCAGCAGUCUGCGGACAGAUGUUUUCUUUGCGGCCACCUGAUCAUGGACAUGAUCCUGCAGGCCCUGGGGAAGUCCUACCACCCCGGCUGCUUCCGCUGUGUCAUCUGUAACGAGUGCUUGGACGGGGUGCCCUUCACCGUGGACUCUGAGAACAAGAUCUACUGUGUCCGAGAUUACCACAAGGUGCUGGCCCCCAAGUGUGCAGCCUGUGGACUGCCCAUCCUUCCGCCGGAGGGCUCAGACGAGACCAUCCGUGUCGUGUCCAUGGACAGAGACUACCACGUGGAAUGUUACCACUGUGAGGACUGUGGCCUGGAGCUCAACGACGAAGAUGGCCGCCGCUGCUACCCCCUAGAGGACCACCUGUUCUGUCAGUCCUGCCAUGUCAAGAGGCUGGAGAAAGGCCCCUCGUCCGCUGGCCUCCACCAGCACCACUUCUAGCCAGAGCCUCGUGCAGACCGCAGGGCGGGACAGGGACAAAUCCACCUGCUGAUGCCAGCGGUCCGCCUGGGAGCUGGGGUGGGGGAAGGAGGGCCUGGCCGGCGAGUGCCCGCGCGCGUGCACACCGUGGGUCCUUCCUUUCCCCAGCGAGGCCACCCCUCUCUGUGUGGUGUGUGCAUUUUCCAAGGGCCUUUCUCAGCUGGCAGGCGCUCAUCAGAUUAUUCAGGAAACGCUCCAGCCAGCGUGUGGCAUGUGACGAGAGAUCACAUCAGUGCAACUGAUGGAGCCUACCUGUCCCCUCUGGGGACCGUUCGCUCCAGAGGGAAAGGUUUGCACUGGGCAUAUUUCAUAAUGUCCCUGGAAGAGAGAUUUCAGCUGCCGAUCCAUCGGCCCUUUUCCUCCCUUCAGGAAAACGCGUGCACCUGACCUCCCGCUGCGCACACGGGUGUGCGCAUGUGUGUGCACACACACGAUUCAAGGCUUCCUUCCACCCCAAGCCACAGUAACCCUGUAGACGGGCUGCGAACUUUAAUCGUGUUAUGGCGAGAGGGAGGCCCUAACGUGGGCUCUGUCUCUUAGAUAAACCAGAGCCAGGUGUUGAAAUAAGCGAGGCAGGGCGGCCUCCUGUACGCUGACAGCCCUCUGUGUGUCCCCUAUCUCCCCUGCCCCACAGGUGGCGGGGGGCCGAUGCAGAUUGGCCCUGUCCUAGCAGAGGGCUUUGGGACGAAGAGCUUGGCGCCGGCGCCAGGCUUCUCUGCCCAGCUGUUUGCCUUUUCCCCUUUGCCCUUUUCCGCUCUCGUGCCCUCCGGAGUCUGUGACUUUGGAGUCGCUCCCCCACAGACGAGUCUCGGGACCCCAUGUGCGGACAUCCCCUUUGGAAGUCCUGCCCGCGUCCUGAGAGCCAGCCCCGUGUAGACGAGGCGUGUUUGUGUGUGUGAGACCUCGAAGCCAGGGUGGAGGGCAUGCCUGGGGAGAAGUUAUUACCGUCAUUUCACAAGUGUCUCUCUUACCCAAUUCUUGGUGCUGGCAUUACGUUUGCAGAGACCAGUAUAAGGUACAUUGCUGUCAUCUGUUUUUUCUUCUUUUUUAAAAAAAAAUUAUUUCCCUCCACUGUCAGUCUUCCACACACAAAAUAUACCUCACAGAUAAGAGCUUCACCACAUCGCAGGUAAAGGGGGAGUUCGACCGUCACCGUGGCUCAGCCAGCUCCCGUGGUGUGGCUGUGCGGCCAGCCUCCGGCGGGUCAGGGCGCCGUAACCCUAAGCAAAGGUCAGCAGGGACUAGAGCAGAUUGACAUCAGGUGCUAUGCAUUGCAUCGUGCCACACGCUGGCAAGAUUCCAAGGCAGCCUCUGCCCUGAAGAGGCGAAAUUUGCCCUGCAUGUCACUGUCCUGAGGCCAGAUGGGGGUCAAGGCCCCUUGGUAUGUCAAUAAGAAGAAGAUAUAUACAUAAAUGUUUUAAAAGAUUGGCUGAUACUUGCCCCAUGGCCUUGUCCCAGGAGCGUUGGGCCGUCUUCACCACGUCCAGCCGGGCUGGGGCACGGCAGCUGGCAUCUGCUCUCCGCCUCCUCACCUGGCACCCUGAACCAAGGGACUAGGGGACUGGGGGUUUGGGGCUGUGGUGGGCGGUCAGCAGAGCCCUUCUGGGACUCCCAGACUUUCCACGGGGCCCAGCUUCCUAUCUGGGCUGCGUUUGGCCUCACUCGGCAGCAGCUGCCUGCAAGAAGCACAGCAUGGGCACUGUGGAUUGUUUCACAUUUUUGUUAAAUUCGUUCUGCCAGGAUCCUCGGCUAGAUGUCUCUUCUGUCCCCGCUGCAUGCCUUCCUCGCUUCCUUUUCACGGGCUGAGCCUCCUGAAAAAUCCGGGAGUGCGUGGGGCUGGGCAGUGACCCCCGGAGGUCAUACCCCGCUCUUCCCAUCAAGUCUUCCGGCUCAGCCUGGGCAAGGCUGUGGGCAGGUGAAGCCGGCCGAUACGUCUCAACCUGUCUUUGCCAAUCCAGGAAUGUUCCUCGGCCUUGCAGACUCACCUUUGCUCCACUUUCAAGUAAAGACAGUUGCGUUUGCAAAUUGGGAAACUAACUAGUUAAGUGUGUGAUUGACUUUUUUAAAUGAAAAUUUAAAAGUAGCCUUGAUUGGGGUGAUUCUGAUCUCGCUGCAGAUAUUUUAUGUCAUUGGAGAGCAAAGAAGAGAAUUCCCAGACGAAAUCCAAAAAGCAGCUUCUCUUGCGAUCGGCGUCCUAGGAGAGGGCACCGGGUAGACUCUGGUUUUGUUUCUCUCCUACCCAGGCCCUUGCGUGUAAGCCAGGAAGAGAUGUUCACCUACCUGCUUAUUCUAAACAUUCUGUAAGUUAUUGCCCAAAUAGAACCGUAACGAGGUUGUACUUCCAGGUGGCUUAGAAAGAAAACAAGCGCCUGGUAGACCAGGAUGAGUAAGUUUGCUGUAAAAGUUAGAGCACAUAGCCCUUCCCAAGUUCCCUGGACACCUGUUGGACUUCAGCUAAAUGAGGAGAAUUGUGGCCUGAUUCCAGACCCCAAAGCCAGCCUCCAGCCUUCUGUGCCUCGUUUUGCCCUUUAGUUUUUUCUCGCCACCCGUCACCAGCUCCCCUUCCUCCCCAGGCUGGGCCGUUCAGGCCAGGAACCCAGUUCGGCCGGCUCUGUCCGGAUUCUCUGGGUCGGUCUGCCUGGCGUUUCCCCAUCUGCCGCCGAGUGGGGUGGUUCAUUCGCCUCUCACCUGGUCCUGCCCCCCUCGUCCCCUGUCCCCGGCACAGGACUCCCAUCGCUCCGUGGUGAGUGCCCCAGUGAAAACCUCUUCCUGCUGAGUCCUGAGGUUUGCCAUUGAGUCCUGGGUGGCAGGAGGGAUCGUCACAGAAAUUGCAUCCCCUUCGAGGGCUGCCACCGCCUUGUUUCCGUGGGCUCGAGUCACACAGAAGGAAAACAGGAGUGUUGGGACCCGAAAGAAUGAUCUGGCCUUCCCAGUCCUUUGCAUGCUGUGUUUGUGUGCCUUUCCCACGUGUGUCAAAGUGGGAGCUGUGAGGGCAGUGGGUGCUUUUGGAAAAAGUGUGUGAGAGACCUCACCCCAAAUCAUCGUUGUCUGGUGCACUUGUUUAUAAAAGUCUGCCAGGAAACCAGAUUCUUUCUGCGCUCCUUUGUGCCACAAAUAGUCCUAAUCUCCCAGUUACUAUGUGAAGUAACUUUUAAAAGCAACAGAAAAAAAAUGAACAAAAUGUAUUAGGAUCUAUUGUUCUGAUCCUCGUUUCGGAGGUGGGAAAUUUCCAGAGUGUAUGAAAAUUUCAACUGUGCAGGGAAAAUUAUUUUUCUGUAUCAUCUUUUACCAUAAAAUUAUUCCAAAGUUCACUGUUACUAUGAAAGUGUGCAAAAUAUUACUACUAAAAUCUUCCUGAAAUGUUACUGUUACUGUAAAGUGAUUCAAAAUAUCAUGACAAUAAA
Messenger RNA from Pteronotus mesoamericanus, 6180 nucleotides. RefSeq names its product LIM domain containing 1 (gene LIMD1). Lineage: Eukaryota; Metazoa; Chordata; Mammalia; Chiroptera; Mormoopidae. The record is from RefSeq and is a predicted model, not a curated record. The transcript is spliced from 8 exons. Gene Ontology annotation, biological process: cytoskeleton organization; positive regulation of miRNA-mediated gene silencing; negative regulation of hippo signaling. The coding region runs from base 725 to 2737 and encodes 670 amino acids. Gene Ontology annotation, cellular component: nucleus; P-body; transcription regulator complex. Gene Ontology annotation, molecular function: transcription corepressor activity.